CUGUGUUCGAUUACUAAUGCCUUGUCCGAACUGUAGGGGAAUGUGUGGCUUCCGCUCGUCCAUUACAACAUUGGACUUGAGUGAAGCAACAUCGUGUCCAUGUAGUUCAUUCUAUUUUCCCCUUUUACAGAGUCAGAGACAGAGAGAUAACAGUAGAAGAAGGUAGGCUACUGGAGCACUGCAGCGUAUCUGGACAUUUUACAUCUGGAGUUCCUGAGGAAGAAUGGAUCUUUUGCCUACAAGUGACUCUGCUAAUUUCAGCACUGCGACUACAUUUGAAGACCAAAACAACAAUUGUCCUCUAGCAAAAUUCAAAGAUUGGCAGUCGACUGUGCUCCCGCGUGUAUGCUGCUGAUCAGUGUGCUGGGAAUCGGGAUGAAUGUGUGUGUCCUGAUGGUUUUCUGCCUUCAUAAGAAGGCCUGCACCGUGGCUGAGAUCUACUUGAGCAACCUGGCUGCUGCUGACCUUUUCUUAAUGACGUGCUUGCCUUUGUGGGCUGCAUAUGCAAUCAACAGAUACGACUGGCCCUUUUCUCAUCACCUGUGCUCACUGUUCCCCCUUUCUAUCAACAAGAACGCCUACUGCAGCAUCUACUUCCUCGUUCUGAUUAGCAUAGAUCGCUAUAUUGCACUGGUGCACCCACUGUCCCAUAAAGGAAUAAGGAGGAGAAAAUUUGCCAAACUGGCCUGUGUGCUUUUGUGGGGUUUCGGCUUGCUCCUGAGCGUCCCCACAGUCGUGUACAGGAUAGUGUUAUACAACUCUCAAUUUAAUAAAAGUUUAUGCAUUCUUAAUUACAGAGAUAUCAAGGAACAGCUCCUGUUUAAUGGGAUGCAGAACACAUUCGGUUUUAUCAUACCCAUUUGCAUCAUUUCCUACUGCACUUUCAUUAUUAUUCACUCUCUGACUAACCGGUUAAGUGAGAGGUCAAACAGUCAGAAAACGGAGCAGAAGCCCACCACUCUGGUGCUGGUGGUCCUUUUGGCGUUUGUGAUUUGCUGGGUGCCGCACCACGUGGUAACGAUACUGGAAACACUCCGCCAAGCUAAUGUCCUGAGAGGAUGUAGCAUCAUCGCCAACCUAGAGAUCUGCCGCCCAAUCUUCAUGUACUUAGUUUUCUUCAACAGUGUUUUUAACCCCAUCCUCUACGUCAUUGUAGAUAAGAACUUCAGGAAAAACUGAAGAAAACUCAGUCUGAUCGACAAAAAAUUGAAAUUGUUAACCAUUUUCACAAAAGAAAGAUAAGAGAACUAUUUGAUUUAUGUAAUCUGAAUUCACAUUAAAUAAGACCCUGCUCCAUAUUGUGAGGUUUGAACUCCCUCUUUGAUUGGGACAUACUGUAACCCUAAAAUAAUAAAAGAGGGAAGUCUUCUGCGGAACAUAAUUCGGCCUUUCUUAAUAGUAUCCUGAACCCAUGUCUUCUCUGGACAGGCAGCACUCCAGGAGGAAAGUUAGGGAGAAGGAGGGCGAGACGUCAUCACAGAUGAUCACAUACGGCCUGACAUCAACACUCCUCAAUGGUCAUAUCAACAGACCAGAGGAAAGCGUGACCAUUUUUUAUGCAUGGGAGAAGAUGUGACUCUUUCGUUAGAAGAUAUGGGACUCAAUUUACCGUAUAUGCCAUUCUAACACUUAUGCCCUAACUGUUGUUUCGUUAGAAAUGCUUUCAGACUUCAUACAAUAAAACGAAAAAAGAAAAAAGAAACAUCUUGUGUAAAUGAACUAUUUGCAACAUUCAUUUAAUGCAAUACCUGGAAUGGCAUAAAUGCAAAAACAUAAUCUUUUGCUUACUUACGAAUAAACUUACACCUAUGUGACUGUA
Molecule: messenger RNA, 1819 nt
Organism: Perca flavescens (yellow perch)
Lineage: Eukaryota; Metazoa; Chordata; Actinopteri; Perciformes; Percidae
Product: B2 bradykinin receptor-like
Exons: 3
Coding region: 346-1179 (277 amino acids)
Biological process (GO): immune response; positive regulation of cytosolic calcium ion concentration; cell chemotaxis
Cellular component (GO): membrane; external side of plasma membrane
Molecular function (GO): C-C chemokine binding; C-C chemokine receptor activity; bradykinin receptor activity
Source: RefSeq, a predicted model, not a curated record